UAGUGGGUCAAGGUGAAGUCUCGCUCCCCUAUCUGACCCUCUUCCUCUCCUUUCCCCUUCUCCAUUUCUAUUGAACAUGGCUCCUCCAUUUGUUUUCCCGCAAAAUCUGCAAGCCCUAGAAGAGGAGCGAGAAGACAAUCGUCUUUGCGCUCUGAAACCAAUCGACAUUACUUCGAUUCGUCCAUCUGAACUCGAAGAGUUCGUCAAAGGUGUAUCUUUUGACCUCUCAGACGGGGAGCUCUUCUGCAUCGAAGAUCAAGACGUGUUUGAUCGUGUGUAUUCAUUAGUCAAGGGUUUCUCUAAUCUCACUCCAGCUUGUAAACUGAAUAUAGUAGAAAGCCUUAGAUCCAAUUUCAGCGUGCUUCUUCCAAAUGUCGAUUCACUCUCUAGAAUCUCUCAAGAUGAAGAGAAUGACUUCCCGAUGCUGGACCGGGUCAUGUCACAUCGUAAUGCUUUUAAGAUAUACACUUACUUCCUCAUCAAUAUUGUCUUGGCCGAAGAGUCCAGCAUCAAUUCAAACAAAUACCCAAAGGUGACAGCAACCAGUAGGAAGAAACAGCCCAUGAACUCAUGGGAUUGGGAGCCACAGAGAGGAAGGAUACUUAAUUUGAUCGCUAAUUCUUUAGAAGUCAACCUUGUGCUGCUCUUUGGGUCACCAGACCUGGAUGAGAGCUACCUGUCUUUCAUUCUGAAAAAUACAGCAGUCAUGUUUGAGAAUUCAGCACUUCUCAAAGAUUCUGAUACGAGAGAUGCUCUAUCUCGUAUUAUUGGGGCUUGCGCUACAAAAUAUCACUACACCGCUCAGUCAUGUGCUUCAAUUAUGCAUCUAAUUCACAAAUAUGACUUUGUCAUUACCCACAUGGCUGAUGCUGUUGCUAGGGCUGAAAAGAAGUAUGCCGAUGGAACCCUCGCCAUUACUCUAAUUAGAGAUAUAGGAAGGACAAAUCCAAAGGCCUUUGUGAAAGAUACUGUUGGGGCUGACAAUGUCGGACGCUUUUUGGUUGAGCUUGCUGAUCGGCUACCAAAACUGAUCUCAACUAACAUUGGACUUGUUAUCGCACAUUUUGGUGGCGAAUCCUAUAAGAUGAGGAAUGCCCUUGUUGGGGUUCUGGGAAAAUUAGUGGCAAAGGCAUUUAAAGAUGUCGAUGGCGAUGUGACUUCCACAUCAGUUCGUCUUCGAACUAAGCAAGCCAUGCUGGAAAUUUUACUUGAAAGAUGUCGAGAUGUUUCAGCUUAUACGAGGAGUCGCGUCCUUCAGGUAUGGGCCGAACUAUGCGAAGAGCAUUCUGUUUCAAUUGGCUUGUGGAAUCAGGUUGCAGAAGUUGCUGCCGGGAGAUUGGAAGAUAAAAGUGCAAUUGUCAGAAAAUCUGCUUUGAAUUUGCUUAUCAUGAUGCUGCAGCACAACCCAUUCGGUCCACAACUUCGAAUAUCUUCAUUUGAAGCAACCUUAGAGCAGUACCAGAAGAAGCUAAAUGAGCUUGAACCAAAUAUCCCCUCAGAAACGGUUCCAAAUGGUUUUCUGUCUGAUGACGAUCAAUGUAAUGGAGGGGGUCAAAUUGAGCAGCAGCAGGAUAGUGUAUCUGAUAGUUUGCCUCCUAUAGAAGAAAGGAUUUUUUAUAAGGAUAAUUCUGUUCUAGAUGUUGGUAACUUGGAACAGACCAGGGUCUUGGUUGCAUCACUUGAGGCGGGUUUGAGGUUUUCAAAAUGCAUAUCUACUACAAUGCCAACCCUUGUACAAUUAAUGGCUUCAUCUUCUGCCACUGAUGUUGAGAAUACAAUCCUCUUAUUGAUGAGGUGCAAACAGUUCCAAAUUGAUGGUGCAGAGGCCUGCCUCCGUAAAAUGUUGCCAUUGGUAUUUUCUCAGGACAAAUCUAUAUAUGAAGCUGUGGAGAAUGCAUUUAUUACAAUUUAUUUAAGGAAAAAUCCAGCAGAGACUGCUAAGAAUCUUUUGAAUCUUUCCAUAGAUUCAAACAUAGGAGAUCAAGCAGCACUGGAGUUUAUUGUUGACGCUCUAGUGUCCAAAGGUGAUAUAUCUACUAGUGUGAUAUCUGCAUUGUGGGAUUUCUUUUGCUUCAAUGUUAGUGGUACGACAGCUGAGCAAAGUCGUGGUGCUUUAUCUGUUCUUUGCAUGGCGGCAAAAUCUUCCACUGGGGUUCUUGGUUCACACAUACAAGAUAUAAUUGAUAUUGGAUUUGGACGCUGGGCUAAAGUAGAUCCCUUGCUUGCUCGAACAGCAAGCGUGGCUAUUCAGAGAUUGUCUGAGGAGGACAGGAAAAAGGUGUUGCUAAGUAGUGGCAGCCGGAUAUUUAGUAUUUUGGAGAGCUUAAUUACUGGCUUUUGGCUUCCAGAUAAUAUAUGGUAUGCUGCUGCUGAUAAAGCAAUAGGGGCUAUAUAUACAAUUCAUCCAACUCCAGAAGUCUUAGCUGCUGAUCUUGUUAAAAAAUCUCUGAACUCUGUAUUUAAUCCUAAGGGACAGGAGGAAUUGGAAGAUGACUGCAAGAAUGAUAGACUUAGCACACUUACAACAGUUCAUGUGGCAAAACUUUGCAGAUAUCUAUUUGUUAUAAGUCAUGUAUCUAUGAACCAAUUGGUAUAUAUUGAAUCCUGUGUCCGCAAGGUCCAGAAACAGAAAGAUUUCAAAAAUAAAAUGGCUACUGAUUGUCAGGAAGCCACUGGCACAUCAAUUGAUUGCCCAUCAAAGGAUAACAAUAUAAAUGCUGAGCUGGGCCUUGCUGCUUCCGAAGAUGCAGUGCUUGAUAUGCUUGCUGAAAGGACAGAAAAAGAAAUUGUUUCUGGUGGCUCUAGUGAGAAGAAUUUGAUUGGCGAUUCUGCAUCUUUUGUCUCUAAGCUUUGUAGAAAUUUUACUCUAAUGCAAAAGCAUCCAGAACUACAAGCUUGUGCAAUGCUGGCCUUGUGUCGAUUUAUGAUUAUUGAUGCAAAUUACUGUGAUGCCAAUCUCCAGCUUCUUUUCACCGUUGUUGAGAAUGCACCAUCAGAAGUUGUUCGUUCCAAUUGCACCAUUGCUCUUGGAGAUUUGGCAGUCCGCUUUCCUAAUCUGUUAGAACCAUGGACUGAAAACAUGUAUGCUCGGUUACGGGAUCCAUCGAUUUCUGUCAGAAAGAAUGCUGUUCUGGUCCUAUCACAUCUGAUAUUAAAUGACAUGAUGAAGGUAAAAGGUUAUAUUAAUGAAAUGGCUGUACGGGUAGAGGAUGAGGAUGAGAGGAUCUCAAAUCUGGCUAAACUGUUUUUCCAUGAGUUGGCUAAGAAAGGAAGCAAUCCUAUAUAUAAUUUGCUUCCAGAUAUGCUAGGGCAGUUGUCCAACCAAAACUUGAAGAGGGAAUCCUUCUGUAACAUUAUGCAAUUCUUAAUUGGUUCCAUCAAGAAGGACAAACAAAUGGAUUCCCUGGUUGAAAAGCUUUGCAACAGGUUUAGUGGAGUCACAGAUGUCAGGCAAUGGCAGUAUAUUUCUUAUUGUCUUUCUCAGUUAGCUUUCACAGAAAAGGGAAUGAAAAAGCUGGUUGAAUCAUUCAAGGUCUAUGAGCAUGCUUUAUCAGAGGAUUCUGUGAUGGAUCAUUUUCGCAGCAUAAUCAACAAGAGUAAGAAAUUUUCAAAACCGGAACUUAAAGUUUGCAUUGAGGAGUUUGAGGAGAAGUUAAAUAAGUUUCACAUGGAAAGGAAGGAACAAGAAGUGACUGCAAGAAAUGCUGAACUUCAUCGGGAUAAGGUUGGUAAGUUGACUACUAAGAAUGCUGGACAAGAAAAUGGAGAAUCUGAUGUGACAGAAGAUGUUACAGAUGGCGAAGUCCUUGAUCAAUCCAUUAAUGAGGAAAUUAAGUCAGUGAAUGGUGAAUCAAGGCCUCCAUCUGUUGGCUCAGAAGAUUCCUCUUGUACUUUCAGUGAGGUGGUGGAGGAAAAUCCGGAUGACACUGAAGUACAGUCACUGAAAGUGAAAACCAGAGGGACUUCCAAAUCUCAAGUUAAAAAGAGUGAAAUUAAAAAUACAAAAGCUGAUCCAUCUAGAACCAGAACCAUUAGAAGCAUGAGGUCAAAGCAAAGUUAGAACAACGUGAUGGUUGGAUGUCAAAGCAGUACAGCACAAAUGCUGUUUUCUUACUCAAAUUAAUCUUUACCUGGCGUGUACAAAUACGUUGGCCAAUCUAUGCCACGAUGAGCGUUCUUCUGAAAUUUUCUUUUGCUUUCUUUUUCUUCAUAUUUGCUUGCAUCUUUUACUGCAUUGUGAAAAUAUUAACUCCAUUAUUAACUGGUAAGAAGGUAGUCCAGAUAACUUGUACCUGUUGCUGCGCCUUGCAAUAUUUGCUUAUUGUCGCUUACGAUGAAAGCUUCUGCAGUCAGCUUCUUGUCUUCUCGACAAUUGAGGCAGGAACUGAAGGUAGUAUUGGGGUAGUGUAAUACUGUAACAAGAUACAUGUACAUUACAACACGAUGACAAUACAAAAUGAUGCUCCUAUUUACCGUCUAAA
Messenger RNA from Carica papaya (papaya), 4481 nucleotides. Its product is annotated as binding protein. Gene Ontology annotation, cellular component: condensin complex; nucleus; condensed chromosome, centromeric region. Gene Ontology annotation, biological process: meiotic chromosome condensation; mitotic cell cycle; mitotic chromosome condensation. The record is from RefSeq and is a predicted model, not a curated record. Lineage: Eukaryota; Viridiplantae; Streptophyta; Magnoliopsida; Brassicales; Caricaceae. Gene Ontology annotation, molecular function: histone binding.